Messenger RNA from Hyaloscypha bicolor E, 1644 nucleotides. Its product is annotated as general substrate transporter. Lineage: Eukaryota; Fungi; Ascomycota; Leotiomycetes; Helotiales; Hyaloscyphaceae. The transcript has 3 exons. Gene Ontology annotation, cellular component: membrane. Gene Ontology annotation, biological process: carbohydrate transport; transmembrane transport. The coding region runs from base 1 to 1644 and encodes 547 amino acids. Gene Ontology annotation, molecular function: carbohydrate:proton symporter activity. The record is from RefSeq and is a predicted model, not a curated record.
AUGGGCGGCGGAGUAGCAUUUCAAGGCACAGCGGAUACAGGCCGUGUCGAAGCUCCAGUGACAUGGAAGUCAUAUAUGAUGUGUGCUUUUGCAGCAUUUGGUGGAAUCUUCUUUGGCUUUGACUCUGGAUACAUCAGUGGAGUUCUGGCCAUGGACUACUUCAUCAGCCUCUUUACCGGCCUCCCCAUUCCAGGUCCAGGUGCAUCGAAAGCAGUGCAAAACGCCUUCGUCAUCCCAACUCCUCACAAAUCCUUGAUUGUAUCAAUUCUCUCGGCAGGAACUUUCUUCGGUGCCAUUCUUGCCGGUGAUCUUGCGGACUGGUUUGGGAGAAGGACAACAGUUAUUCUGGGAUGUAUUGUGUAUGGGCUUGGCUGCAUCUUGCAGACUGCAUCCACUGGCUUGGGUUUGUUGGUCGUAGGCCGUCUCAUCGCUGGGUUCGGUGUCGGCUUCGUGUCCGCAAUCAUCAUUCUAUACAUGUCUGAGAUUGCACCGAAAGGAGUGAGAGGCGCCAUUGUGUCUGGCUACCAAUUCGCCAUCACAAUUGGCCUUCUUCUCGCAUCAUGCGUUGAUUACGCCACCGAGAACAGAAUCGACUCCGGAUCCUACCGCAUCCCCAUGGCCCUUCAGCUUCUAUGGGCCCUGAUUCUCGCCGGCGGCCUGCUCUGGCUUCCCGAGUCCCCUCGCUACUUUGUGAUGAAAGGACAGCUCGACAAAGCCGCCCACGUCCUCGAACGCCUUCGUGACCAGCCUCCCGGAUCAGAACUCGUACAAGCCGAGCUCACUGAGAUCAUCGCAAAUCACGAGUACGAAAUGUCGGUGAUCCCUCAAAGCGGCUACUUUUCCAGCUGGGCAAACUGCUUCAGAGGCAGUCUCCUCAACCCAGCUAGCAACCUCCGACGGACAAUCUUGGGCACGAGCUUACAGAUGAUGCAACAGUGGACUGGAAUCAACUUUAUCUUUUACUUCGGAACGACGUUCUUCACGCAGCUUGGGACGAUCAACAAUCCGUUCCUGAUUAGCUUGAUCACGACUUUGGUGAACGUCUGCUCCACCCCAAUUUCAUUCUGGAUUAUUGAACGAUUUGGUCGACGAACAAUUAUGAUCUGGGGUGCUUUGGGCAUGGUUUUGUGCGAAUUUAUCGUUGCAAUUAUCGGUGUUACGGACUCCGCCAAGCCUGCUAUCUCAGCUAUGAUCGCGUUUAUCUGUAUCUACAUCUUCUUCUUUGCAACAACUUGGGGACCUGGUGCAUGGGUUGUCACCGGUGAAGUUUUCCCACUGCCAAUUCGGUCAAGAGGUGUUGCAUUGUCGACUGCUUCGAACUGGCUGUGGAACUGCAUCAUCACAAUCAUCACGCCAUACAUCACUUCCACAGCAGGUGGUGGAGUCGAUCUUGGACCGAAGAUCUUCUUCCUUUGGGGAUCUCUUUGCCUGUUAUGUCUGAUUUACGCCUACUUCCUUAUCCCAGAGACCAAGGGUCUUACGCUGGAGCAGGUCGAUAGAAUGUUGGAGGAGACUACGCCUAUGACGAGUGCCAAGUGGGUGCCGCAUAGCACAUAUGCUGCUGAGAUGGGUAUGACUGAGAAGGCGACACCUCAUGGAAUUGAGCAUGUCGAGUCGGGGAAGGAUACGGAUUCGAGCGUCUAA